GAAAAAUGGAAGGCAUAACAUUGAUAGUGGUGAUGAUGUCAAGCUUAAUGUUAGGAGGGAAAGGUCAGCAGAUAAUUAGCACCCCAUGCACCUCCUCCAUGAUCUCUACCUUCACUCCAUGUCUCAACUUCAUAACCGGGAGCAGCGGCGGAUCCGUCACUCCCACCGCCGGCUGCUGCGACUCCUUAAAGUCGUUGACCAGCACCGGAAUGAACUGUGCUUGCCUCAUCCUCACCGCUAAUGUCCCGCUGCCUACUGGCUUCAUCAAUCGGACUCUCUCGCUUACUCUCCCUCGUGCCUGCAAAAUGAGCGGUGUGCCUGUUCAGUGUCAAGCGGCGGGGACCCCUCUGCCAGCACCAGGUCCAAUACCAUUUUUGCUGGCUUCACCACCGCCUAUGUCUGCUUUUAGCCCCGGAUCAUCUAAGGCGGCGGCGACUGCACCUGGCCCGAGACCGGGUGCUCCCUUGGAUGGGCCGAUAGACCCCGCAACCACACCAGGAAUUUGGCCCGUGGUUCAACCCUUGCAACCCACCAGCGUCGCUCAAUAUUGUACUUCUUCUUUUCUUCCCUUGUUUUUCUUUAUCUUCACUCUUCUCACUUUGUUGUAUUUGUAAGCUAUACAACACUUCUUCAUAUUCAAAAUUGUUACCUUUAUCUAUGUAUUGC
Messenger RNA from Eruca vesicaria subsp. sativa (arugula), 666 nucleotides. The record is from the annotation of a GenBank genome assembly. Lineage: Eukaryota; Viridiplantae; Streptophyta; Magnoliopsida; Brassicales; Brassicaceae.